AUGGCACUCGCUUCUUCCUCUUCCGCCGCACACUCGACGACCUCUCGCGAUCAAGACACGAACAACGCGCCUCGCGCAGAUCCCUUCUGGCAAUCAACUCCACGAACAAACUCGCCAAGUCUGGCCACCAGCAUGUCGUCCGUCCAACAGGUAAGUCACAUGCCUCCUUCAUAUCUGGUUUGCCACGUGCAGGCCAUGCUGCAUUUCCACCCCGGCAUAUUCGAGACAGCCCCAUCCAGCCUCGAUAUGCUCGGCGUUAGUAAGAUUUGAAAGAUACUGACGCGUCAAAGGCACCUCCCACGGGCGUCGCCGCGCCUUCUGCUCCAGCUUCAGCACCGUCCUCGAAUCGCUAUUCGAGGCUCUUGCCGAAUGGACGCCGCGUCACCUGUACGCAUAUGAGCAUGAGUCGUGUAUACGGCCAAGCCGCCUGUUCACUCUGUGCCCGCAUACCUAGCAUGGGCUGGCUGUAUGCUUGUCAAGAGGACCAGCUGCCCGGCCAUUACGACCCGCUACCUGACAUCGACGUCACGCCAGUCGUGCUACCCGACGACAGCGACUACUUCGAUGCCGAAGCUCGUCAGGCCGAGUACCUCAAGAUGAACCCAAGCGUCAUCAAAGGAAUCCGUCGCGGUGAUUAUGAUGUAUCUCAGGUCGACAAGCUCAUUCAGCAGCGGAAGAAGCUCAUCCAAGUCAUCAACGAAAAGGACAGACAGUCCGACGAGAACACCGCACUAGGCGCUCAGAAGUCCACCAUUGUUCCCCCAGCAACUCCCAACAUCAUUGCUUCGGUAGGCGCCAAUGCCAAUGCCAGCGCGCCCCUCGCGCAAGGAAGCGGCAACGCCUUGCCAAUGUCGACCGCUGGAACUCCUGCCAACACACCGUACGAGAGCGCUGCAACUACUCCGACCAAGCAAGACGGCCAAGCACUCUCCAAGCAGCAGAAGUACGCCUGUCACUUUCAAGUCUGUCAUUCCUGCCGCCCAUUCUUCCACGACCGAACAUACGCGAGCUUCGAGUCGGUGCUGGCUGGAAACUUUCCACUUACAGUAGACGCCAUCAAGAACCUCUCUAUCAAAGAUCGCAACAUCGCUCUGACCAUCGGCCUGCGUCAGCCUCCAGUCCCGCUGGGACUCGCUACUCGAUCCAAGGGCAGCAACGAUCUCGCGCAGUUUACAGAUGAUAACGACAUCGACAUCUCGGUAGACUGGACCUCGACCUCUGGCGGCGAGAGCGACGACAGUUCCGAUCUUCUCGACAGCGCUGAGUUGUAUCCCUGCCCGGGUCCGGGACAGUGCCCCGUAUGGAGCCGCCAGUCCGGCUGCGCUUACGAUAGUGGAUUCGACGAUGGAAAGCGAGCCAUGAAUCAUGGCUACCUUGCGGCCGAAGAUGCGGAACGCCUCACGCCAGAGACCUCUCGCAACAAUCUUCUCCCCUUGAUGAGUAGUGUUGACAACACACCUGGCGGCGCCUCUUCCACGGCCUCUUCUGUCAGCCUCCCCACUCCCGACAGAGCUCCACUCACGCUGAUGCUGCCGACCGACCACAACUUCGACAUUGGCUUGCAGAAGCAGCUUCGCCGUACGAGCAAGGGCAAAUCGAUCGGUGACACAUGUAGCGCGAGAGAUAGCAAGGUGGCCCUCCAGGGAAAGGACAGCCACAGCAGCCUGGGCAGCGAGGUCGAAGUCGAGGGCGGUGUUGCCCUCACCGAGGAGGCCGUCGAGAACCUGAGCCCGGAUAUCGUCACGGAACACUAG
Molecule: messenger RNA, 1754 nt
Organism: Lecanosticta acicola
Lineage: Eukaryota; Fungi; Ascomycota; Dothideomycetes; Mycosphaerellales; Mycosphaerellaceae
Source: the annotation of a GenBank genome assembly